Messenger RNA from Penicillium hordei, 660 nucleotides. RefSeq names its product Fe-regulated protein. Lineage: Eukaryota; Fungi; Ascomycota; Eurotiomycetes; Eurotiales; Aspergillaceae. The transcript has 3 exons. Gene Ontology annotation, cellular component: cytoplasm. Gene Ontology annotation, molecular function: electron-transferring-flavoprotein dehydrogenase activity; flavin adenine dinucleotide binding. The record is from RefSeq and is a predicted model, not a curated record. Bases 1 to 660 code for a protein of 219 amino acids.
AUGCCUUCCGGGGGCACCCGAGGGCAGUUGGGUAUUACUCAGGGACACAGUAACUCUGUUACUGACAGAGAGAUCCUGUUACAGUCUGGACAGAAGCUGUCGUUCGACUACUUGGCCAUUGCUACUGGUUUACAGCAGCCCUUGCCAGCGAAGAUGUCAUCGCCCCAUAAAGAUGAGGCUUGUGCGGACCUAAGGAGCUUAAGGAUGAAGAUUCAACAAGCAAUUCCAUGUGUUGGCGCAACGCCGAAUACGAAAUUCCUCUCCUCUUUCAUACCAUCAAACUUCUCGAAGACAACAGGGCGCAUACUCGUCCGACAAACUCUGCAGCUCGCCGGUGACGCUCACCUGGACACUUUUGCUCUCGGCGAUGUCGCUGAGACUGAAGGGCCAAAGAUGGGGAGAACCGCAAUGGCACAGGCUGAGCUUGUGUGUGAGAAUAUUUUGGCAUUGAUCAAAGGGACCAAGCUGCGUCCGUACAAACCUAAGGCGAUUGACGGCAUGUUGAAGUUAACCUUAGGCCCGGAGCAUAGUGUUAUAUAUGUCAAAGAUGGAAAGGGCGCAGACAUCAUGGUGCCAAUCAAGAGUUCGAAUCUGGAUUUAGAAGUAGCGCAGGCAUGGUGGUAUCUGAAUGGGGACAUGAAAGCCGAAAUUGUCAAUUAA